AUGCCCGUCCCGGAGCCGCUGCCGUGGAGCGUCCGCGGCAGCCCCGGGGCCGCCGCCGCCGCCGCCGCGCUGGAGCUGCUGCGGGAGGAGGGCGCCGGUCCCCCCGCGGCGCCGCAGAAGCGUAAGUCCCGCCCGGUGCCGGCGCCGGUGCCGCCGCCGGUGCCGCUGACGGCCGGUCUCUCCGCAGGGGACAUGCACGAUUUCUUCGUGGGACUCAUGGGGAAGCGAGCAGCGGAGCCCGGGCGAGCGACGGGGCGGGGGAGCGGCGGCCCGGCCCCCCGGUGCUCCCCGGGACCCCCCGCGCCCGGCGAGGCCCCGCUGCGGGCGGCUUGAGCCCCGGGAGGAGCCCCCCACGCGCGGAGGGACCCGGACGGGGUUGUGCCCGGUGUCCCGGGGGCGGUGGGACCGACUGAGGGAGCGUCUCGGGCACCGGCGCCCACGGAGCCGUCGCGGGACCCGGCGGAAGCGCGGCCGUCCCGCCCCACGCGCGCGUGUCCGUGCACCCGUGUACACCCGGACGAACCCCGCUAUACACCCACCCGUGUCGGCGCGGGACACGCGCAAACACCGCCUCUGUGUCUUGGCUGCGCCACGGGGACCGGGUCGGGACAGCCCACGGGGAUGGAUCUGCGGGAAAGAGCCGACCGGGACCGGGCUGCGGGGA
Molecule: messenger RNA, 664 nt
Organism: Corvus hawaiiensis (hawaiian crow)
Lineage: Eukaryota; Metazoa; Chordata; Aves; Passeriformes; Corvidae
Product: translation initiation factor IF-2-like
Exons: 2
Coding region: 1-333 (110 amino acids)
Source: RefSeq, a predicted model, not a curated record